Messenger RNA from Vitrella brassicaformis, 6736 nucleotides. Lineage: Eukaryota; Vitrellaceae. The record is from the annotation of a GenBank genome assembly.
GUUGAGGCGAUGAAGACGUUAUUGCCGGGCACACUCAUCGGCUUCCUUCUUGUUUUCUCCGCCCUUCAAAGCCGAAGAAUCUCCCCAUCAGCUGUUGCGGCUGCAGAUGAGCACCAGGCGCUUCAUGCUGCGGCCGACUCCCGUCCACGAUCAUCGCCCGACAGCUCUUCGCAUCUCCCACCUGACGGUGCACCAUCCCGGCAGGCAGCUCCACCCGGGCCGCAUAGAUCGGACCAGAGCAAAAGCUGGUGGUCGCUUGUGAGGGCGCUGCUCGGCAUGAUGGGCAAGAGGACACACCAGAGCGACGUCAGCGAUGCAUCGGACCAUGAAGGCGAUCCCGAUGGCACGGCUGAGAGCGGCGUGAGUGACGAGAAUGGUUCGGAGGACUUGCCAAUCUCGCCGAAGCCUGGUUUCUGGGCAUCGUUUGAGCGGCCUGCGACUCCCGUCGGCUCCCUCCCGCCACCCCUUUCGUCCCCCUCUGCGUCGCCACCUGCUGCCGCAGCAUCAACCAAGGCCCCAAGUGACCAUGAUGUUGCUGCAGCGAAAAGUCCCUGUCCCUCAAGGAAUCCGUUUGCGAGGACAGCAGAUGGCAAGUCACGUUUGGCACUGGUUGCGUCGCCACAAGAUGCCAGCCAGGGACGAGCAGAUCUGGAUGAGCACGAUGGCGAUGAUGUGGCGGAGUGGGGGAGGAGCAGAAAACAGGUGAGGGAGCUCACCAAGCCAUUGAUGUAGACACGCCUGUGUGCCUACCAGGCCAGAAACACAAGUGGAUAUGUCGAAUCCUGUGUGGUUGUGUUGUGCGUUCCUCAGGGUUUUCGCCUCACAGCGGCCCACUCCCGUCCCCCUUACCCAUCCUCACCCAACCCCUAUUUUGCAACCGCUUCAGCCCCCUCACGCAAGCCCGCCGACCGCCCUGUUGCCUACACCACCAUUCCGCCUCUUAUCGAGCCGCCAAAUCAGCCGGCAGCAAGACCAGCCAAGUGGACGCCUCAUGGCAAGACAGACAAGGCGGCUCUGAUCCGGAGGGAGCCGCGAUUAACGUUUCGCGGUUUCUGUCACGGCUUGGUGAUGGAGGCGGUCAGGCUCUGUCGAGGCAGCAGAGAAAAAAUGGGGCCGCCGGCGCCGGUUGCAGAGAAGACCCUGCGUGGCAAGCAGGUCGAUGACGGCCAAGCGGAGGUAGAAAGCGGUUUCCUCUCGCCAACGCCAUCCGCUCCCCGCCCUGCCAGCGGGGGACAGCCGCCACCGCCCACAUGCAGCUCUCUCGAGUGGCUGAAGGUCGCCUCCACGCCACAGUGCGUCGACGCUGAUCGAGAGGCAGAGGAGAGGCGAGCUGAGGCUGAGGAGCCGGCCUGUCCCGUUGAGACAGCAUGGGCAGUCAACAUGGGUCUCUGGCAGACGAGCAAGGACGGCCUGUGGGUCGGCCACGGCUGUCCAGCACACAGGCCAAGACACCCGCCGCCCCCUGUCCCACCCCCCUACAACGCCACCUACUGGAGCAGGGCGAAACGGUGUGCGAAACGGCGAUUGGUGGACGUGGUGACCAAGUGCCAGUGGCCCGAGAGCCGCGCCAACGGCAGCAUUCUUAGGGAGAUGGCCUCGUGGCUGCCGGCCUUCGUGCAGGGGCUGCUGGGCACUGAGGAUGAGCCUCAGAACAAGACAGACCUUCUCACCGUGAGGAGCGAGCUGGUCUCCUCGCCGCGGGCCGUCCAUCCUUCGGCCAUCGACUGCUCCGUGCGGCUGCCAGAGGUGCACCAGAGCCAGUGCAACGGCACAGCAUCGGUGUCUGACGGACUGUUGGCCGAGAACGACACGGGCAAGGACGAUGGCGGCCAGUUCUGCCCCAACGCCAUGUGUCGGCGGCUGUGGGCGAAAGGGGUGGAGGUGCCCGGGCGACCGAUGCGGUUCAUCGGGGGAAUGGCCUACCCGCGGAGCUACGAGUCUCGCUUCGACUUCGCGUCGCAGGACGCUGGGGCGAGAAUAGUGGACUUCUCCCCGCACAUCAAGAACGUCAGAUCCGUCCUGGUGAGUGAUUGGGUAGGGUAAGGUGGUGUCUUGUAAAUCUCUCUCUCUCUCUCUCUGUGGGUAUCGUGGUGUGUCAGUCGCCGGAUGACGACCGCUACCUGUUGGUGCCUUGCAAGGCUCCCACGUGGUUUGUCAUCGCUCUGACGGAUGACAUCAACCUCGAGCAGCUGGCCCUCAUCUCCCUCGAGUACUACGCCUCGGGCUUCAGGUGACUGCCACCCACACAUACACAUACACACCAUCUUUGGCGCACAGAGAUGGACUGACUUGGAUUGUUCCAAUGGUGUGUGCCCGACAGGCACCUUCAGAUCUUGGGCAGCUCCAACUAUCCGACGACCGAUUGGCGGAUGUUGGGAGAGAUCGAGACGACGCCCUUCCUGAACAAGGAGCUGUUCGACCUCAAGCCAUACUGCAGCCACAUCAAAGACAAGGGCUGCUGGGUCAGGUCAGCCAAUGAGCGACGCAGGCAGACUGACUGACUGAUCGUCGAUCAGUCAGUAGUGUGUCUGUGUCUGUGUGUGCGUCAGGUAUCUCAAGGUGCGUGUGCUGUCGCACCACCGUGACGAGCACAACUACUACUGCGCCCUCACACGCAUCCAAAUAUUCGGAACCACAGUCUUCAGCAGGUAGGUAUUUAGGCACCAAGAGCAAACCACCGCCAACAGAGCACAGCACGUCCAGUCCAUCAAUCUCUGUUCUACCUCACCGCCGUGGUUCAGCCUUCAAUCGGAGCUGUCUGACAUCGAGAGCAAGGAGGACACCGCUGACAGCCCCGACGCGCAGCCGACGGACGCCCCCGCCCCGCCGCACAUCGAGGCCGCCCUCACCGAGCUCGAGACCACAGCCGCAUCCCUUCUCAGAAAGGCUGACCAGAAAGUGACCACACUGGCACAGUGACCGAGCCGACACGCACACGAUCUGUUUGUUGUCUUGUUGUCUGCCAGGUGUCGCAGCUAUCUGGAUCUAAGUCUCCUGUCAGCCACCACGCAUCAGCCCCCGCCAACCGCUCUGACGCGGCCACCCCCCGAGGCGGCCCGGUGAAAGCACCCAAGCCACGGGACACCCCACCACCUCCUGAGAGCAAGAAGGCCACAGACACCGAGGAUGAGGGAAGGGACCAGUCCCAGACAGCGGGAUCUCCCAGCUUGGCGGACCUGCUGUCGUCCCUCAACCUCGAGCAGCACGAGCACUGGGACUACCGCCCUCCCCUCUCUGCCCCGCCAUCCAUAUCUCCCUCCCCGCCCAUCCACCACCAGGCGCGUGUGCCGGUGCCGAUGCACGACAUGCUGCAGCGCCACUCGUACCUGAUGGAGACCACACUCAAGAAAUACGGCACACUCAGCGACGACUUCAUGGACUGGCUCGCCGGCAGGUGGGCGUCGGGGCCGGGUGCCGCCCCCGGACACCCGCCCCCGCCGACAGUCGACCCCGCGUUGGCUAACAUGUCCCUCGCACCGGCGACGGCCACACCCACAGCCCCACAGCCGGCAGAUGGGCUGGCGCAGCUGUUUGGGCUGCUGGGAGGCCAUCAGGCGGUGCUCUAUCCCAGCGCUCUCAGCCAGCACCAUCCCCACCCGUCAUGGGCGGUGAAUGGGGGUGCUGCCACCGGGUCAGCGGGGGAGAACAGGGGGGGCGGCUCGGCGGCUGCGGAUGGCGGGGGCUCUGCUGGCGGACAGGGACAGGCCAACACACACCAUCCACAUCCACAUGCCCAUCCGCAUGUACCUCCCAAGGACACGCACAAGACAACUGGUAGGUAGCCCGACCCUGCAAGCAAGGACACGACACAUACGUGUGUGUGAAGGACCUCUGGUCUGUGGUGUGUUCAGCUGCGAGUGACCGCGGCCAUGUGUUGCUGACGCUGGUCGACCGCAUGAAGAGUGUGGAGAUACAGACACACACCGUCCGCAACAGGACCUUCGAGCUACUGGGCGCCCUUCAGCACCACGAGGCCCACCUGGCCUACCUCGGGGGCGUCUCCCUCUUCACCCAACACGCCGUCGACUUCCAGUUCUCACGGCUCCUCGAGAUCGAGACGCGCAUCGAGGAGCUCGCCAGAGAAGUGGCCUUCCAGCAGUACGGCCACCGCCCAAUCACGUGGCCGCUGCACAAGAACCCCUUCAUGCCAAGGGGCGACCCACAGCUGCCUUCCGCCGGCAAGACCACGCCAUGGUACGGCUUUCAUCCUUUCGCUUCGUUCAACGCCACGGGGGCCAAGCCAUCGCGGGACCAGCCGGGGGCGGGCCAGGGGGACAAGAGGGGAGACGGAUUCCGAUAUGGCGACCGGACGCCUUUUGACGAUUUGCAGGCAUUGCUGGAGAGUGUGAGGCGGUUUGCGGCGGCGGUUGGGAGUCUGUGGCCAAUGAAGUGGGGAGGGUGGCAGGCUGGGCGGCCGAUUGAUGGUGCUGGUGCUGGCAGCGGUCCUCCUCCGACCGUGGUCCGGUCGCCCCCGAUCGGCUGGGACCGCUUCCUCAUUUAUGUGGUGCUCAUGCUGCAGCUUGUACAGCUAUUCCGGUAGGUUACGCGCACGAGGCAAGAGGCAGCCCCCCUGCAUGGCCGUGGAUGUCACCCUCCCCCCCAUGUGUCGCAUUGCAUGCAGGUCAUCCGAGCUCCGUCUACCCCUGAUGCGCCGCACCUCCCAAACUGGCCGUCUGCAGCGCUCCCAGUCGCUGCCAUCCAGGCUGAAGCUCACCAUCACCACACCGUCACGACUGCUGCCGACCCAACUACCGUCACGGUGGCCAAGCUGGGAGCGGCUCGGCAAGUCGGCACUGCUGUCCAUCGUCGAGUUCUUCAUGGCCAGGCUCGAGCAGCUCAGACGGCCCCUGCAGAGGGGUGUUGACGGCGAGCACUGGCGACAGGGCAGAGCGGUGUCACGAGAGGAAAUGGGUGAGGGGAGAGGCGACGUGCAGAUGACCGAUUCCCGCGUCGCUCGCGCUUCCUACCGACAGCGCACCGUCGGCCACCCUGACCAGCUGAAAAGCACCAGGCUAGAUCCGCGGACAACGGGACCGCCUGACGUGCGAGAUGCAGCCAUCGCGCGGUGGACGGGCGGGAGGCGCCAUCUGGGCGGCGGCGCACACCGGCAUGUGCGCAGGAGGAGAGAUGAGGGCUCGGGUGCCGUGAGGGGCAAGGGGGAGAGUGAGGGCAGCCCUCCGCCAUUCAUCACGCUGGCCAACCUCAGCCAGGACAAGACCUCGGGGCUGCCGCCAAUGCCGCCAAAACGGGCGAGAAGACGCCCAACAGCGGUCAGCAAGCGACCGAAUGAAUAGCCACGACGACACAUACACACACAUCACAUGCUGUCUUGUUUGUGUGAUGGGAUGUCCUGGCUCAGGACCCCUCUAGCCACGCCAAUGGCGGCCACCCCGACACCCGGUCUCUGCGCACAGUCAGCACGCCCCCCGGCACCGAUGACGACGAGAUGGAUGGCGAUGAGGAUUCCUUUGCCGGCGGCGAUAGGUCGCCCACACACUCCGCCUCUCGCAGCCAGGUCAGCGGGCUGGAGGCGGUGCAGACCGAUGAGGACGACAUGCACCCCCGGUCGAGCAAGAAGAUGCGGGUGGUCCCGAGUAUUGAUGUGGACGACUCCCCGGCCCAUGUGCUGCAUCGCGACGGCUCGCGAGAGAUGCUCACCGUGGUGUCGGCCACCAGCCGGGCGAGCCAGCCGUCGUACUUCUCCGCCUCGGGGGAGGAAAGCCAGACGGACAGCAGGACGCCACGGCAUUCAAUUAGGCGACACCAUCACCGCACUAUGUCGGGCCGCCACCCCCACGCCCAUCCCCAGCCGGCGCCUCCGUCUUCGCCCCCGUUGCUGCCCUUCUCCCCUUCCCCCUCGUCGGUCCCAUCAUCGCACUAUGAUGACCGCCACACCCUCGCCAGCCACUUCGGUCAGCUGAGCAGCAAUGCCGACGUCAUGUCGGCCGUGUCGGUGCCACUUUCUUCCGAGGAGGGCUCGCCGACUGUGGUAAGCGAGCUGAGUGCGCGGAGGCCUCAGCAGCUGCGGCUGCAGACGCCGCCAAGGGAGAUUGAGGGCGGCACACGAGAGACGGAAGAGGUGCGUGUGGAUAAUCGACACAACACAUGGGUGGCCCGUGUGUAUGUGUGUGUCCCAUGUGUGUGCCAUGUGUGUUGGAUGCAGGAUUCGUUUCACUGGUCGUUGGAUAGCCCUCCCCCGCAGCCCGCCAGCACCACCAUCGACGCUGACCAGGUGCAGCCGGCCAUAGGGGCACCAGUGGUGCCGACAGAUGGGCUGCCGGCGGUGCCGAGGCCACAGGCCUCACAGGCCUCACAGGAGGAGGAGGAGCAGCCGACAGACAGCGAGCCGUGAUGUGAUGACAGACAGGGAAGAGCAGCAGACAGCUGAGAGACCUGUGAGUGAGUGUGUGUGUUAUGUCGGUAAUGAAAUGACUGUGUACAGCAGAGGAGAGGAGAGGAGACUGUGUGUGGCUCGGUGUGACUGAUAGACAGUAUCCAUCAAUCAGUGUCGUCGUCUCGUCUUUGUAUGUAGGAGGGAGAGAGGGGCGGCAGAGAGGGCAGAGAGGUGUGCGUCUGUCUGUCUGUCUUGGUGUGUGUGUGUGAGGAUACCGAUGUCAUGACCGACCGACCUGCCUGGUGAAUGGAUGAAUGAAUGCCCGUGGUCUGGUCGAAUGCAUCUCGCAUCUGUUUGCCAAUGGUUUGACUUCUCGAGAUAGGAUGGUAUGGAUUCAAGUCA